Molecule: messenger RNA, 1780 nt
Organism: Onychostoma macrolepis
Lineage: Eukaryota; Metazoa; Chordata; Actinopteri; Cypriniformes; Cyprinidae
Gene: nog5
Product: noggin 5
Exons: 1
Coding region: 1-636 (211 amino acids)
Biological process (GO): negative regulation of cell differentiation; osteoblast differentiation; negative regulation of BMP signaling pathway
Source: RefSeq, a predicted model, not a curated record
AUGGAAAUGAAGGCGUCUUCUGCGCUCGUGCUCUGCGUGUCCGUUACCGUUCACCUCGCGCUCGCUCAGCUUCAGCUGCUCUUGCGCCCGUCGCCUAGCGACCACCUGCCGGUACCGGACCUGCACGAGGAACCCGACCCGGCGCUGGAACCAGGAGAGAAGGAUUUAGCCCCUCGGUUGCUGCGGAGGAAACUCGGCAGCAGCUUUGACCCCGUCUUCUCGUCGGUCGGUCAACCGACUCCCGGUAACGGGUCCGUAAUCACGCGAGAAGACGACAUGAGUCUCGCCGGAGCGAUUCCCCGCGAGUUCCAGCAGCUGGAUUUCACCGGUCUCAGAGCGGCGGCGAAAACGGAGCGCAGGGUGCGCCGGUGGCUGUGGUCGUACACCCGGUGUCCGGUGCUGUCGGUGUGGAAAGAUCUGGGCGUGCGUUUCUGGCCGCGAUACGUCAAAGAGGGGCAGUGCUCGGCCGAACGCUCGUGCUCUUUACCGGAGGGCAUGUUUUGUAAGCCGGUGCGGUCCGUGAGCGUCACACUCCUCCGGUGGCGCUGCCAGCAGGACUCGCGCGCGCUCAGGCCCUGCUCGUGGAUCCGCGCGCGCUACCCGGUGAUCUCACAGUGCGGCUGCGCGUGCUUGUAGCGGCGCAGAGUCAUCUCGUUAGAUCUGGGAUGAAAUUUGAAUCGGACUUGUUCCUGUCACCCACCCAUAUAACUUUGAGAAGGGGAUCAGUGGACUUUACUAAUGGAAAGACACAUCUGUGAUUGUGUAUGAUGUUUUAAAUUAUAUUGUUGUGUGAAGCAUGAAGAAGAAAGAAAAAGACAAUAAAAGUACAGAGACUUCACUACGUUGGGCAUUUGAAUUGUUAUAUAUAUAUCUAUAUAUAUAUCUAUAUAUAUCUAUAUAGAUAUAUAUAUAUAUAUAUAUAUAUAUAUCGUUUAUUGUUCGCUACGGUGCUGCUAUUUAUUCUACUCUGGCCGUUUCCUGAAGAAAAAAAAAUCCGAUCUAUGUAAUGAAUAAUUUUUAUUUUAUUUUUUAUUUUUUGAUUACCCGAAGUUUAUUGUUGUUGUUCUCUUAUUCAAAUUAUAAAUGAUAUAACUAAACAAAUUAAUAAUUGGGCCUAGGUGAAGCUGUGCGCUUGAAUUUGUCAUAGCAUCAUCCUAUGCAGUGUGGAGAAUUAUUAUUGCUCAUUAUUGUCUAUUGGCUAUUUUAGUAAUUUAAGUAACAUGGGUUAUCCUAAUAUAUUGAUUAAUGACAUUGUAUUAUAAUAUUACACCACCCAAAUAUUUACUACCUUCUAAUUUUCGUUGUCAGUGCAGGCUUUUCUUUUUUUUUUUUUAGCUUACUGACCAUUAUGGAUUAGUGUAGGCUGCAUUAAAAAGUCUUGAACAUAAAACAACAGGGUAAAAAUAUAGCUGACUACUAGACAUAAUAAUUUCAUGACUCUAGACACUUCUUUGUGAAGACAGUGGCAUUAUACAGUGAAAUAAUAUGUUCUUUAGCCAUAUAAAAACAGUUGCCAUGUGUGAGGGUAAAAUUUACCCGCUGGCGCUUUUAGGCAUACAGCGACCUCUGGCGGUUCUAAGUGCAUGUGUUACUCAGAAACAUCUAAGUAAAUAAUUCAAUAGAUAUUGUGUAGAUACCACGUCUACAUAAUUAUAAUAAGUAAUGCGGCACUCACCCGAACACAGACUUCAAUACAAUACACAAUGUCCGUAUUCUCUGGUUAAUUUCUGUGUAGGUGUGUCAAAAUGAACUCCAGAUGUAACAAAAUCUCAAGUUACUA